GCCAAGCCUCGUUGUCGGGUGGCAAUGGCUGGCGUGAUGAACAGAUUGAAGAACUUAGACGCUUACCCUAAGAUCAACGACGACUUCUACAGCCGCACACUCUCUGGCGGCUUGAUCACACUAGCUUCUUCCGUCGUCAUGCUCAUCCUCUUCUUCUCCGAGCUUCGUCUUUAUCUCCAUCCCAUUACUGAGUCUCAGCUCCGUGUUGACACAUCAAGAGGAGAGAAGCUACGCAUCAAUUUCGAUGUGACUUUCCCUGCUCUUGCUUGCUCGAUUGUUAGCCUUGAUUCUAUGGAUAUUAGCGGAGAGCAGCAUCUAGAUGUGAGGCAUGAUAUAUCUAAAAGAAGGUUAGAUACUUAUGGGAAUGUUAUUGAGACAAGACAAGAUGGGAUCGGUCACACAAAGAUUGAAAACCCAUUGCAAAAACAUGGUGGCAGGCUAGAGCAUAAUGAAACAUAUUGUGGUUCCUGUUAUGGAGCUGAAGCUUCAGAUGAUGAGUGUUGUAACUCAUGUGAGGAAGUUCGUGAAGCUUAUAGAAAGAAAGGUUGGGCCAUGACAGACCCUGAGAUCAUUGACCAGUGUAAAAGAGAAGGUUUUGUGCAAAGGGUUAAGGAGGAGGAAGGUGAAGGUUGUAAUAUAUUCGGUUUCUUGGAAGUUAAUAAAGUGGCUGGCAGUUUUCAUUUCGUUCCUGGUAAAACCUUCCGUCAAUCAGGCUUUCAUCUACAAGAUCUGUUAGUGCUCCAACAGGGAGACACUUACAAUAUAAGCCACAAGGUUAACAGGCUGACCUUCGGCGAUCAUUUCCCUGGUGUAGUGAAUCCCUUAGAUGGUGUGCAGUGGACUCAAGAGACAUUGAACGGCAUGUAUCAGUAUUUUAUCAAGGUUGUACCUACUGAAUACACGGAUGUUAAAGGCCAUGUUAUUCAGUCAAACCAGUUCUCUGUGACUGAGCAUUUCGAGAAAACGGAAGCAGGACGCACACAGUCACUGCCUGGUGUUUUCUUUUUCUAUGAUCUUUCUCCAAUUAAGGUGAUUUUCACAGAGCAGCAUGUGGAGUUCUUGCACUUCCUCACUAAUGUUUGCGCUAUAGUAGGAGGCAUUUUCACGGUUUCCGGAAUCAUUGAUUCAUUUGUAUAUCAUGGACAACGGGCGAUAAAGAAAAAGAUGGAAAUUGGUAAAUUCGGCUGAGUUAAUACAAAACCAUUUGUAUCAGGAACAAGAGGAGCAGCUCAAGAAAGCUCAAGUUUAUAAUUGUUGUAAGUUUAAUUUUUGAAUAGAGUUGCAGAAACUAGUACUCUUUUUCUUUUUUUCAGUGUUUUUAAAACCGGACCGGCGACCGAACCGGAAAUUAUUUGGGUCACGGGUCAUUGUGGUUCGACCUGGUUCGACCGGAGUCGAUUAGAUUAAACUGAAUUUAUUAUUUUAUAAAUA
Molecule: messenger RNA, 1431 nt
Organism: Raphanus sativus (radish)
Lineage: Eukaryota; Viridiplantae; Streptophyta; Magnoliopsida; Brassicales; Brassicaceae
Exons: 12
Coding region: 25-1188 (387 amino acids)
Cellular component (GO): endoplasmic reticulum; COPII-coated ER to Golgi transport vesicle
Source: RefSeq, a predicted model, not a curated record